AUGGCAUUCAUUGAGGCAUUUGGAACAUCCAGCCAAAUCGAACAAGCAGCCAUAAUGUUGGCCACUCAGACAGCGUCAUAUGACAUUAAACGCCCAUUAGAAGAAUCCUGGCCAGCCAAAAUGGCAACAUCCAACGAUCAUGUAGUACAGAUCAACAGUCAACAACCACAAACAUUAGCAUCAGGUUCACAAGAUAUGAAUGAACCUCCGCCAGCGGUGAUCUCCGUAGACAAACAUAUGGACAUCGAACAUUUGCAAUUGAAAUACCUACUAGAAACACAGCAAAUGCAAAAUGAAUUGAACACGAAACAAGCCCAACUGGAAAAAUCUGAAAUGACAUUAAAAGCCAAAGAAAUGGAAAUGGACCUGAUUAUAAUGACACAACAAGUUCACUAA
This is a messenger RNA of Didymodactylos carnosus, 396 nucleotides long. NCBI's taxonomy places the organism in Eukaryota, Metazoa, Rotifera, Eurotatoria, Philodinida, Philodinidae. The record is from the annotation of a GenBank genome assembly.